Saccostrea cuccullata (small rock oyster) is the source of this 2247-nucleotide messenger RNA. RefSeq lists its product as uncharacterized. The record is from RefSeq and is a predicted model, not a curated record. The transcript is spliced from 10 exons. Lineage: Eukaryota; Metazoa; Mollusca; Bivalvia; Ostreida; Ostreidae. The coding region runs from base 66 to 1304 and encodes 412 amino acids.
UUAAUCCACAUUUAUAUACAUGUAUAAGGAUUUUUACACAAGGAAGUUGUUUGUUUUGAAAGAAAAUGACAAAAUGGAAGCAUGUUAUUGAAUGGUUGCUUACCUCUUUGCUUUUUCAUGAUGGAUAUUCUGCGUUCAACAUAAGCAGUGUGGUAUGCAUUGAAAAGUCUUUUGCUUUUGCAUUGGGAGAUAAAGGAUGCAGUUUUACAUUGGCAGAAGCUAAACAGUGGUUUAGAGAAGACACAAGUUCCUGCACUAGACAAUGUCUCGUAAAAAUCAACAAUUUAGAAGAAAGAGAAUCAAGAUGGAGUUCUGAAACCAAAUAUCAAUUGGCAUUUAUAGCUUUAAGUAUCAAGGGCUUUAUGGAUGAUUUCAAGAGGAUCGAAAGGGAAUGCAGAUUCUCAUAUAAAGAAAAGAGAACUUUGGAAAUUAUUUGCAAAACAAACUCAGAAAUAUUAGAUAUGUCCACAGAUCUGUGUACAAUAACACAGAAUUGUACAGAGGAAUCCAAAACGUGUUUAUUGAGAGGACAAAUUGGAAUCUGUAUAUGUAAACCUGGGUAUAUAGGAUUCGAAAAUAAAUGUUUACAGGGGAAUUUGAAACUAAACGAAACAUGCCAGCGAGAUGAGCAGUGUUCUGUGGCAUUUGGUUCUGUUUGUCUGAAUGGCACAUGUGUUUGCAGGCCUGGAUAUGUACCACUGAAUGAUUCAGAAUGUUUUCAAACAGACGCAGAUGGCAAUUCACAAGCAAUUAUCCAGGACCAAAAAGACGAUAAUGCUGUCAGUGUGACUAUUGGAGCUGUUUUUGGAGGCCUUAUCUUAGGCAUUGUCCUAACUAUUGUAAUAGGAAACAUCUAUCAACAUAUUCGAUAUGGAAAAUUUAAAACCAAAGACAAUUCGAGGGCUGCAGUGUUUAAUAAUGCUACUUAUGAGACUGAAACAGACGUGCUUCAAAACAAUCCAACCGAACAUCGUAUAAAUGAGAGAAAAGUUGUAAAUGUGCUACCUUUUGCUCAUUCUGAUGAUUCCCAGAAGAACGGAAACGUCCAAAAAGAUAUAAAAGGCUCACCGGAAAAUAUUGACGUAAAUAAUGACGUUUACAAUCAUCUGCAUGAAAAGGAAGAAAAUUCUGAUUUUGUUGAAAAUUAUGACCACGCCCAUGGAAACAUAAAUCGUGAAAUAGAGGAAAGUGACUACAGCAAUCUGAAUAUUGGGAGACGAUAUAUGGAAUCUGACGUUUCUGUAUCUGAAGAUAAUUAUUAUGACGUCAGAGAAUCAGCUAGACAAGUGAUUAUUUUUCACUGAAAAAUAAUUAAAGAAUUUUUUAGAAUGGUCACCGUUGCAUUUAGAAUAGUGUAUAUCUAUUUUAUUUAUAAUGUGUGUUACAUUUCAUUCAAACUUAAGAAACAUUUAUUUAUUAAAUAUUGAAAGCAAUAACUAUUCAACUGCCUCCCAGCACAUAUCAUGAUGACGGGAGGGUAUAUAUUAAUCUGGAUGUCCGUCCGUCUGUUACGCUUUUGGGUACCCAUCUCUUAUUAACAACUCCUCUUAUAUCACUGAAAGAAAUUUGAUGAUACUUUCAGAGAAUCUUGAUAACACAUUGACGUUGUGCACCUCUUAUUUUACCUUUUGAUCCAAUACAUAUUUGGGUUUCCUAUAGCAAAACAUAGACACGUUCGUUAUAUUCAUAUGGGAGGGGGGUGUUUCAUUUAGUGAGCUCAUUGCUCACAGUACCUUUAGUUUAACCAGUGAUUUUCUUUUAUGGAGGUUUUGUCGACAGCAAAUGCCCAAAAUACGAUCAUUAAUUCAGUGAAUCCAAUCUUGAAUCCAUUAUAUAUCCCCUUCUUUUCAUUAUACUUAAUAUAUCCAUUGUCCCCGAUUAUACAUAUUAAUUUCCCUAAUGCCAAUUUGAAUAAUGACCUUGAUCUACCCCUUAUACCACUUUUACUCAAAAGCUGCAUAUAAUAGAAAUAAUAAACGGAUAUCAAAAAUAGUUAAUUACCCAAGGUAAGAAUUUUGAAUCUGUUUUCAAAAUCCGGGGUCAUAACAAUUUCUAUAAUCUCUGUAAAUAAUAAGGACACUCUUUUUAAAGACUUUAUACAUAAAAAGCUCAUCCUUGCCCAUUGUCUACCAUUUACGUGUAAUACAAUCUAGUAGUUGCAUAUCCUUUAUGAAUAUUAUAAGUUUAUUGAUCGAUAUAAAAGUACUAUCUAGUAUUAUGAAUUUAAGAUGUCCAUUUAUUCGUUUU